Trematomus bernacchii (emerald rockcod) is the source of this 5723-nucleotide messenger RNA. RefSeq names its product Rho GTPase activating protein 20 (gene arhgap20). Lineage: Eukaryota; Metazoa; Chordata; Actinopteri; Perciformes; Nototheniidae. Gene Ontology annotation, biological process: regulation of Rho protein signal transduction; signal transduction. The record is from RefSeq and is a predicted model, not a curated record. Gene Ontology annotation, molecular function: GTPase activator activity. Bases 196 to 3615 code for a protein of 1139 amino acids. The transcript is spliced from 15 exons.
GAGUCUGUGCGCUCAGAGCAAACUGCGCUCAGACAGAAACGCACAGAGAAACACACAGAGGAGCAGAAACAGAAACCAUUCACCUCCUCUCCAUCAUGGAUACUCUUUGGUCUCGUACCCUUCUCUUUGCUGGAUAAACUUUUGGACCUACACUCGUAUCAUGGGAAUAUACUGUCUGCGCGCUCGGUCCCGUGGAUGUCUAUAGUCUUGAUGGAAAGCAUGUCCCCGCAGCAGGGGACCAUGGGACAGAACAGGUCCGACUCUCUGACGGGAGGGGGCAAGGCUCUUCCCGACAACAAAAAGAAGAUGAAGACUUUGGCCCAGAGACGACAGUCGGCUCCCUCGCUGGUCAUCAGCAAAGCACUUACCAGAUCCAGAAGCACAUCCAGGGAAAACUGCUUGACGCCAGUCAGCCCGGAGUCCUGUCCCUUGGUCCAGGCCUUCCUGGCUGAGUGUCCACGCAGAUUAUUCUUGGGUCAUAUUCAAACGCAGCUGAAGACGGGCCUGCAGACCCAGGAGAGACACCUCUUCCUCUUCACCGACACGCUGCUCGUCGCCAAGGCAAAGUCUUCCACUCACUUCAAAGUGAAGGCCCAGGUCCGAGUGUGUGAGAUGUGGACGGCCAGCUGCCUGGAGGAGGUGUGUGAGGGAAGCACCAACCCAGAGAGGAGCUUCGUCAUGGGCUGGCCCACCUGCAACUGUGUGGCCUCCUUCAGCUCCGAAGAGCACAAGGACAAGUGGUUUGCACUCAUCAAAAGUCGGAUACUUGAGGGAAAAGAGAAGGACGACCCCAAGACCAUCCCUCUGAAGAUCUUUGCAAAGGAUAUUGGAAAUUGUGCAUAUGCCAAAACGCUUGCGGUCAGCCACACUGACAGCACCUCUGAUGUCAUCCGCAUGGCUCUGCUGCAGUUUGGCAUUUCGGGCUGUGAAAAAGAUCACAGGUUGUGGGUGAGUUCCAGUAAGGACGACCCUCCGUACCCUCUGAUUGGCCACGAGUUUCCCUUCAGCAUUAAGAUGAGCCACAUUCGGGACGGGGGGAGCAGCGUGGGGGGGGCAGGGAGGGAUCCAUCGACUCCCACAGACUCUCCAGGCGUUCUGCUGCUGGACCAGUGUCUCCCCCCCGACACCCAGUGCCAGUUCAUCCUCAAACACAGCAAAGUGACCCCGGGACAGACUUCACUUAUAGAGCCUGGUCAGCAGAAGUCCUUUAAGAGGAAGAGGUCUCUGAUCAACUGGCCUUUCUGGAGAGGCUCCAACACGCAGCUGGACGGCCUCCCCCUCUCCCCCACCUCCCUCUCCCCAACUCAGGGUCGUCUGUUCGGGCGCCCCCUGAGCUCCGUCUGCUCUCCAGACCACGGCCUGCCCAAGCCUGUCAUGGACAUGUUGGUGUUCCUGUUCCUCGAGGGGCCGUACACACGGGGCAUCUUCAGGAGGUCCGCCGGGGCCAAAGCCUGCCGGGAGCUGAGGGACCGAGUGGACAGUGGGAGCGAAGACCCCGAGAUCACACACCAGUCUGUGUUCGUCAUCGCUGCUGUCCUCAAGGACUUCCUGAGAAACAUCCCGGGCAGCCUGCUGUGUGUGGAUCUGUACGAGCAGUGGAUGGAUGUGAUGGAGGGGGAGGCGGGAGAGGAGAGGACGCAAGCUGUCCAAAGGUUGCUGCAGCUCCUGCCCAGCGACAACCUGCUGCUGCUGCGUCAUGUGAUCGCCGUGCUGCACUGUAUCCAAGGCAACGCCCACGACAACCAGAUGAACGCCUUCAACCUGUCCGUCUGCAUCGCUCCCAGCAUGCUUGGGGCUCCAGCGCCGAGCACCCCCGAGAUGGAGGGGGAGGGCACCAAAAAGGUGUGUGAGCUGGUCCGCCUCCUCAUAGAGAACUGCACCAUGGUGCUGGGAGAAGACGUGACCUCGCUGUUCAGGAGCUUCAGCCAGAAGAGCAGCAGCAGUGACCACGGCUCAGAUGUGUCGUCCUUCCAGAUGAACGACUCGUCCUACGACAGUCUGGAGAACGAGCUGAACGACGACCCCGAGUCUCCCUUCCAGGAGCAGCUUCCUCUUCGAGACAAAGACAAGCCGGACAGCCGCAGUCGAGACUCUGUCAUCACGCUGAGCGACUGCGACCCCGACCCUGACCCCGACACGGACCACCUGCUGCAGCUGCCCCCGCUGGCCAGGCCGCGCAGGUUCAGUCCCGCGGUCCGACAGCCUCGAACCCGCCAAUCAAACGGGGCGUCGCAGGGUCCCCGGAGACUGAGGAGGAGCUCAGAGCCCGCCUUGGCCCUGUCCAGCACUCCUCCAUCAGACACGUUGAUGCUGCACGCAGAUCUAACGGUGAGAAAGGUGAGCUACGACGCUGCCAUGGAGAGAGAGGAAGAGGAGGAAGAGGUGUUUCUGCAGCAGGGGCUGAGUGGACUACAGCUGAAGGAGGAGGAAGAGGAAGGUUGUGAGAAGGGAGGAGGAGCCAAAGUGCAGAACGGUGGGCGGAGGAAGAUGAAACAUGCCCCUCCUCCUCCGCUGCGAUUGGACGUCAGCUGCUCCAGUCUGUCGUCACCGGCGACCUCACCCACAGGCUCCUCCCUCAGCUCGUUAGACUCCGCCUUCUCACAGUACUCCACGGACUACGCCAGCAAUGGGGCAAAUCCAUUGGCCGAGCCGCCGCCACCGCUCUCCCCUCUGUUUCCUGGACGUCCUCCGCUGUCACCGAGAGACUCCCCGCCUCAGAGGGAAGCCCCGCCUCUUUGGCCCACACAGGGCACGAGGACCAAUCAAACGCCCCCUCACCAUCACGGCCUCCACCCUAACACGUGGCUAAAGAAGGACCGCCGCCUGUCACUAAAGCAAUCUGAUAAUGGACACUCAGAGGAGCCUGAAGUGAACGGGAAAACAGACACAAAUGGAAACAGCUGCUCUGACGUUCAGGAGGUCGAACUGAACCGAAACUGCGGGCGUAGAUCCAGCAGCCCUCCGUCGUACCAGCAGGCGUUACUGCAGCUGCAGCGCAGUCGCUCUCCUUUCUACAGGGGGACGGAGAAACCUCUGACGGUCCGAGAGCUGAGGCAGCUCCAAGACCCGACCCACAGAUCCACCAGCACCAAACCACUCACAGGAAGUGAGGUCACACACAGGACUGCUAGAAACGAGUGCGUGCAGCCGCCACAGGGUGUUUUCUACGGACAGAACGCCACGACCCUGAUCCUCAAGAAGCAAAAGUCUCACUCUAUAGCCCUCGAUGGACACAGAGGGCAAAGGACACUCCCUCUCCCCCGCCGAGCAUCUGAACCCUCCAAAGUCUCAGCGACCUCUCCCCCCUGCAGCCUCACUCUGGACAGACCUCGCUCCUCUAAGGCUCGGCCCAAAGAUGGCAGCCUCAGAGUGUCACAGGUGGAGCCCAACCACGCUGAGCCACGCUUCUGCCUGUCUCCCUCCGCCACCCGGGCUGUAAGGGACUACUUUUCCUCGCAGCAGGGUGAGGAGGAUGCGGACGCGUGCCUGCGGAGGAGUCAGGAGGUGGCGCUGGCCAUCGUUCAGGGGAAGAGGGACUGGCAGAGCAGGCGCUGCAGCGACCCGCCGGCGGAAGACUUUGACCAGCUUUUUUUUGCAGAAGAGUCAUACGUGUAAAUAAGGAACUCUGUACAGACGGAUUGUUUAUAAGAAACUGUUUUUUAUCUGUUUAAUUCACUUAAACAACUCAUUGUUGAUGUGAUAAUGUUCCCCCAUAUACACCCCUUUCAGUGGUAGUCAUCCAUAUACAAAAAGGUGUUCGUGGUACAGUCAAGGUUUUAGAUUUUAAAAGGUACCGAUGAACCUUGUUCGCCUCCUUGUGGUUGUUCACUACUCAAAUGUAUUCUGACUCCCUGUCAACAGUAGACUUUGAAGGCGUUGGUUAUAAUCCAUUAAAUUCAUUUUUGAUACCUCUUUCAUGUAUUUGAUGAAGUUGCUUUGUAACACUGCAGUUAGGGGUCCUACAAUGCUUCAUUAUUAGGCAGUAAUGCUUGAUUCUGUGAAUUCAAUACAGACAAGAUGUGAUUCAUUGGACAUCUGGGUCCCUAAACAAUCGUUAUAGCUGCUGUCAAAACAAGUCAGAGUUACAGCUCGGGUACCAAAGAAAUCUGGUUCCUCUAAAAAGUAUUUAGUGUAUCCUUGUUUUGGAAUGUGAUGAAGCUUUUUAAAAAGAAAUGAAGGAAGAGGACCUCCUCAGAAAUGAAAGAGAAAGGACAAAGAAGUUUUGUUUUAUUCGCUUGAGGCUUUUCAAAUGAAAACAUUUUUUUACCAGCCAGCAGAAAACCCCUUGAGACUGGUGGGAAAUCAUGGCCAUGACUUGGUUUUUAACAGAAAAACACAUCAAAUUGAUUUAAAAUUUGGCAAAAUGUUCAUGGAACUUUAAACUUGACUGUAUAUUAUUGUAGUCUUCGCACUUUUCUUGUUUAGAAAGAAGCAAAUCAAAGUUUUUUUUAUAAGGAAAUGCAAUAAACGUGAGCAUUAUGACAACUGUGACUUCAUGCAAAUACUAUGAAAUGACUUUACAUGUCAUCCACAACGUUUUAGAGAAUUACCAACCCUGUACCCAUUUGAAAACACCUUCAAAUUUGUAUCUUUUAUGACAAAUUGUCUCUGUAAAGUGGAACCCUUUCCCCCAGUGAGUGAAGCGCUUGUCCGUGUGAAUCAGUGAAUCAAUAGGGCCGGUAUUUAUUCAUGUGAGCCGAGUUUCCAGACACACAGCACACAGUGUUGUCCUGCAGCUCUGGUUUAUAUCUCUGUGACCUGGGCAGAGGAGGGAGGGAGGAGGAAGAAGAGGAGGUGUGUGUGUGUGUGUGUGUGUGUGUGUGUGUGUGUGUGUGUGUGUGUGUGUGUGUGUGUGUGUGUGUGUGUGUGUGUGUGUGUGUGUGUGUGUGUGUGUCAAUAUGUUGUUGCAAAUGGUGUGUUCAUUGAAACUGUGUCCUGAGCAGGAAUGUGAGAAAAUGCGUGCCAUUGAAGGAGAAAUGUGUUUUUAUUCUUGCUUGUAUGGCACUUCAUUAUUCUAUAAAGAAACCUUUUCAGUCUCACCAGAAUGACAAGGAUACAGUGUGUGUGUGUGUGUGUGUGUGUGUGUGUGUGUGUGUUAAUACUCCACACGUAUCUUUUAACUGUUGUAUGGUUUGUCCAUAAUUGUAUAAUAUUUUUGUUCCAGUGCUGCAGUCGUUGCGAUGAUUUCUAGGGUGUCACUUAACAAUAAAUGACCUUAUUUCACUGUGCAUUCAUCAACAGAAAGUAUGUAAAUUCAUACUUACAAAUAAAUAUUCAUAGCACAAUAUAGGAGCAGUUUUCACAAGUUUAAACCCAGUGUUGUUAUGAGCUCAUCAUAGCUUUCCCUAAGGACACACACUGCAAUAAGGUCAUGUUAAGCGGUACCACUUUAAAUGAUCUCAAAAUGUACUUUAUCCUGUAUUAAUAUUUUACAUGUUAUCUCCAUUACAGUGAAUUCUGUUUAACUUGUAUAAUUCUGCUAUAUUUAUGAUACAGAAAUAUAUAAAUAUAUAUAUGAAAUCUUAUCCUGAUACUUUGGUAUGUUUUGUUGUGUGAGAAAAUCAAAUGUGUAUUUUUGUACAUGCCAAUUCUGCUGCUGCUGUCUCUAUAGAAAGUAUAUUUGCUACAAAAUGCACCAUCUGUAUAUUGUGUAAAUUUGAUGUCAAAUGCUCGCGAGAACAAAAUAUCAUUGAUUUUAAUAAAUGUUGCUCUUGUGAAACUAC